This is a messenger RNA of Truncatella angustata, 1450 nucleotides long. RefSeq lists its product as uncharacterized. Lineage: Eukaryota; Fungi; Ascomycota; Sordariomycetes; Amphisphaeriales; Sporocadaceae. Gene Ontology annotation, molecular function: oxidoreductase activity. The record is from RefSeq and is a predicted model, not a curated record. Bases 74 to 1303 code for a protein of 409 amino acids. The transcript is spliced from 5 exons.
UUUAAACGGUUGAGCAAAAAGAAGUUGUGAUUUUCCUUGAUUAAACUAACCAUAUUUCUUUUAUUUAAACAUUAUGGCAACGACGACUACGACGGUGACCGAGGCUCGCACAGGACCUGUGGGCCAGCCAGACAUAUCCUACGUUCCAGAUCAUUCCAAGUGGCAGGCCCGUACCGCAAGUCGGGUCAAUGCAGGCGGUUUGCCGAAGACGGUGCCAGACGGGUUUCCGGAACAGCUCAAAGGAGACCUAGUAUGGGAAGGGGAUACUGUCGGCAAGACCUAUGACUGGACAUUCGUCCUGAACGAAGACCAGUUGGAUGAGGUUGACCACGCAGUGAAGCAUUUUAAAUCUCUCGGUGUACCAAUUGGGUAUAUUUCAACGGAGACCUUCCCGCUGCCAGCACUACAUGUAGAACUACGGCGUCUGUCUAAUGAGCUCCACAGUGGCCAUGGCUUCUUCGUCAUCCGCGGUCUGCGCGUUGAGCAGUAUACCCGCGAGGAGAAUCUUAUCAUCUAUGCGGGUGUAUCCUCUCAUAUCGCACCCCAGCUUGGUCGUCAGGACCACAAGUUCAAUGGAGAACCUGCUGAUGUUGUCUUGGCUCAUAUCAAAGACCUGAGCUCAACGCAGAAUGGCCAAAUAGGCAGCCCUGCGUAUACCACUGAUAAACAGGUGUUUCACACCGACUCCGGUGACAUUGUUUCCCUUUUCGCCCUGGCAACAGCUGCUGAAGGAGGUGCCAGCAAACUAGCCAGCACGUGGCGUGUAUAUAAUGAGAUUGCGAAGACUAGGCCGGAUCUCAUUCAUACCCUUUCGCAGGAUUGGGAUCAGGAAGUUUUCGAGAAGGCCGAUAAGCAAUGGACCAAGCGACCGCUUUUGUUCAACUUCCCUCCCACCAACACAACUCCUCAACGCGUCACGCUGCAGUACGGAAGGCGGUACUUUGUCGGUUACGGCGCACUUCCAAGGAGUUCAGACAUCCCACCAAUCACUGAAGCACAGGCAGAAGCUCUUGACACUCUGCACUUCCUGGGCGACAAAUUCUGUGUGAACACAAACUUCCAGAAAGGUGAUAUUCAGUACAUCAAUAAUCUGGCCAUCUUUCACGCGAGAGACGGAUAUACUGAUACGGAAGACAAGAAGCGGCACUUGCUGAGAUUGUGGUUGCGAGACCCUGAAAAUGCAUGGGAAACGCCUGACGUGUUGAAAAAACGAUGGUCGGCGCUUUACGAUGGCGUGGAAGCAGAGUCGAAAGUCUUUCCGCUAGAGCCAUACAUCCGCAGCGCCGGUAACAAGGGACGUUGAUGUCCGUCGUAUCUCGUCAGUCAGUAGCAAUGGGGUAUGAACGCCGGAUCAAAAGCAGGCGGGUCGCAGUCAGGGGAUAUCGCAUCAGCACAGUAGCAGCAGACUAGCAGCAACGAAAUCAUAGCAAUUGAGUAGUGAUCACGGGAU